AUGGUUUCAAAAGGAGAUAAAGCCCGUUUUUUGUUAAAACUUUUGAAAAAGUUUAGAUGUUUGAAGGAUAAUAGUUAUCAUGAAUCAAGAUACUGUGUUAUGGUUCUUAUUUCUAUUUUUCCUUUAGAUAAACUUAAUCCAUCAUGUUGUGAGAUUGUUUGCAAAGAAUUUCUUGAUUUUUUAACAGAAUGGUCUGUUGAAAGUCCUGCAGAUACAUUUUUAGUGCCAUAUACUGUUAAACUUAUUAGAAAAGAUGUUUUAAAAAGUGAAAGAAACUUUAGAAAUAGAACAAAAUAUUUUAUAAUAAAUAAUAAAAUGUCGUUAGAUGAAGAUAAGGAAUGGAUCAAUUUUGUAUAUGCUUUUCCACAACAAUCAAUUGAAUUAUCUAUAAAUAAUGAAGAUUCAAAUGAUUUUUUUGAUGAAAAACCAUUUGCUUAUUUUGAUGAUAUAUGUCUUUUUUUUAAAUUAAUGACUGGUCAACAUCCACCAUCUCCUCCAUUACUUUGUUUUGAUACAGCAUUCAUUGUAUUAAAAAUUAUUGCCAAAUAUUGUACACAAAAUUAUUGGUCUGAAGCUACUUUAUCAAUAUGUGAAAAAUUUAAAUUUCAAAAUGGUUUGGUAGAAAAUAAUAUUAUUCAAACAAAAAAUUGGGUAGCAUGUGUUUUGUAUGCUACAAUUAUUGUUAAAUGUAACAUGAUGAUUGAUGAAAAUGGUAGAAUUUUACAUAUUAAUAAAGAAGAUAUAGAAAAAACUAAGACAAAAUGUUUUGAUUAUUUUUUGGGUAAUAUAGAAGAAAUUGCCAAAUUUACAUAUUUUUUAAAAAAUAUAUAUUUUAAAAUUGAUGAAGGAGAUUAUGAUAGUGAUAAUAUUGAUAUUACUAAAGAAACAUUAGAUACAAUUAAAGUAACAAUAAAAAAAAUUAUUGAUAUUAUCACUACAACAGCAUUUGAAAGAUGGAUUACAAAAAAAGAAUUUAGUAAUGAUAGGAGAGAAAAUUUCUUUCAAUCAUUAAAAACUAUAUUUACAAAUAUUUUUACUGCUGAAGAUUUGAUAGAUUGUGGAAAAAAUAUACUUUCAAAGAUAAAAAAAAUUUCUUUAAUACAUUCUUAUUUAAACUGUCCAAAUAAUUUUCACUUUAAAUUAUUUUCUAUUAUUUAUCAAGCAUUCUUUGAUACUUCAAUUAAUGGAAAACCUUCAACAUACUAUUGUUUAUUAAAACAGUUUCGUCCAUCAUUUUGUGAAUGUAUACCAUCAUCAGAAUUAUAUUUUAUUAUGGGAUUUGAGUAUUUGUAUUAUUGUUCUAUUUCUACUAAAGAUAUCUGGAGUGCUUUAGAAUGUGGAAAAAAACAUUUAAAAAAAGCUGUUAUAUAUAAUACAAUGAAUAUUUCUUAUAAAUUUUUAAAUGAUAGAUUACUUGAAGAUAAGGAAGAACCUUUAUUUCAUGUAUAUAAAAUUUUCUUACGGAUAUUAUCAUUUGAUGAUUCAAAAGAAUUUAUAUUAGCAAUUAUAGCAUCUAUAACAAAUACAAUUACAACAUAUCAUGAUACCUCAUCAUCAAAUUCUUUAGAAUAUUCUAUAAAAAUUCUUAGAAAUUCUUUAGAAUGCUUGAGCAAAUGUAAAAAAAAAGAAAAACUUCAAUUUAUAUAUUCUAUUGUUGUUAUAAAAAAACAAAAUAUUAUAUCAAGUUUAUUAGAUAUAGAAGAAUUAUUUUUAUCACAAAAUUUUUCAAAUUUUCUCAGGGAACUUAUUAUUUAUGAGGGAGAUUUACCAUUAUUAUCUACUUCUAAUUCAUCAAUUGAUGAUCAAAAGAAUGUUAUUUUUACUGGUAAACCUUUAAUUAAUAGUUUGUUGCAAUAUUUAAGUGAAUUGAUAAAAAAUUUAAAAGAUAAUAUAUUAAAAUCAUUAGAAAAAAUCAAUUAUAUUUUAUCUAUGUUUUUUGAAGCAGGACUUUUAACUAAUAUAUGUAUACACAAUCAAAAUAUUUAUAAAUACUUAUAUGAAUUAUUGAUACCAUUAUUUAAUCUAAUUAAUACAUUAUGUGGUGAAUUAUUUUCUGAAGAUGAUAAACCUAGUUAUCAUUUAACAUAUCAACUUUCACUAUGUUUAGCAUCUUGUAUUAUAUUACUUUUGUCAAAAAAUGUUAAUGAAAAUCAAAAGGAUAAUAUUUUUGAGGAUAUAGAAAAAAAAGUACAUCCAAAAAUGAAAUUAAAUUUAAUCAAUUCAUUAAUUAAUUAUCUUGUUAAUGAUUUAAAAGAUUACUAUGUGAAUACUUCUAAUUUGGUAUUAUCAACUGAUGGAAAUGCAUCAGAUAUUGAUGAAUCUACAACGACAGAUUAUGUUAAUAAUGAAAUAAUUGUUUAUAAUGAAAAAUCUUUAAAUAGAUUAUCAAAUUUAUUUGCAAAUGAAACUUGUUAUGAUAUCUUUAAGUUUAUGAUCAUAAUUUUAGCUAAUAAUUUAGAAAUAUUACCAAAAGACAGUAUUAUUACAAUGAUGUUAAAGAUCUCAAAAAUUGCAACAAAAAUUUGUUAUAAUUUGUCUACAUCAUUUAACAUAAAUCCUAUGGACAAUAUAAUAAUUAGAAAAAAUAAUUUUACAUCAUCAUUUUUGUUACCAAAAAUUGAAAAUAUUUUGUUAAAUAUUAAAAAUACAGAUUUUGAGGAUAAUACAAAUUCUAUUGAAAAUAUUCUUUUACCAUUUAUGAAUUUAUUAUCACAUCUACCUCAAUUUUUUAAAUUUCUUCUUUUACAUUUUUUUGAAUCUAAACAAUAUCAUAAAGCAUUUUUGAAAGCAUUUCAAAAGUUUUCACUUAAACCAAAUCUUGAAGAUCCAACAAAUCCAAAUUAUUCAUUACAAUUUCCUGUUUAUACAAAUGAUUUAGAUGGUAUAAAUAAGGAAGGUUUUAGUGUUAUAUUAGAUUCAAAAUAUAAUAUUAAUCUUGAAACAGGACUUAGUUUAACAUUUAAAAUUAAAGUUAAUACAUGGGAAGAAAAAAGAAAGUACAAAAAUAAUAAGAUUCAUAUAGCAAGUAUUUUAUUAUCAAAUGAAGAUAAUAAAAAUUUAAUUUUUAAACUUUGUUUAAAUGUAACAUCAGGAAAUUUUUAUAUAAAUUUAAUUUUUAACAAUCAACUUGUACAGGAAGAUAAAAUUUCAUUAACAAAAUGGAAAAAAAAUGAAUGGAGAUCAAUAUCUUUUCAAGUUAUGUAUAUGAAUGAUAUUGAUACACAAUUAAAAAAUUCUAAAAAAUUGUUAUGUCGAUUUUCAGUUAACUGUAAAAUAUAUGAUAUAAUUUAUUUAGAAAAAAUUUCAAAUAUUAAUUUAAAUGAAUUUAUCAACAAAAAUUUUACUAUUAAUUUUGGAUUUAUGGAGUUUUUAGAAAAAAAUUCAAUUCAAUAUCAAUUGGCAAACAUUUUUUCAUUUAAGGGUCUUUUACAAUUUGAAAAUUUAUUUAUUUUAAAUUCUUUAACAUCAAAUGUUAAAAAUUUUAUGAGAACAAGCUCCAAUAUAACAUAUCAAUUUUAUAAUUUUUAUCCCCUUUUAAAUGGAACAUUUUUAAAAAAUAAAAAGAAACAUAUUAAAAGUAUAUUUAAAAUAAUUGAAUCUCCUGAACCACCAUUACGUCUCCUUCAAAAGAAGACUGUUUUUAUUAUUGAUGCUGAAUGUCCUAAUGUUUAUUCUGUUUCAACAUUAAAUCCAACUGCAUUAAAAUUAGCAAAUAUAUAUUAUAAUGUCAAUUCAACUUCAUCAUAUGGAUUUAAUUUUCAUUUAUCAAAAAAUUCUGAUAUUAUUAAUAAUACAAAUUCAUCUAUUACUUUCACAACAAAUCUUUCAUAUUUACUAUCAUUAAUAGAACUUGUUGAUUUUCCUAUUAAAUGGAAUUCUCAACCUAGAGUAGUAAAAAAUUUUUCAUUUAUAAAUGAUUUAGCAUCUAUAUGCCCAACAAAAACAUUUAUUUAUCUUUAUGCAAGAACAGUAGAAUUAAAUUUUGAUGAAAGUUUAAAAGAAACUAGAAUGGAAGAAAAAAAUGUAACUAAAGAAUUUUCACAAUCAAUUGUUCUUAGAAUGCUUAUUAAUGCUGUAAAAAAUAAUGUUAUUUCAUUAUCUGAAUUUGAUAUUUCUGGUGGUGUUUUUAUACCUUUAAGAAUAUUUGCAUCAAAAUCUGCUAAAGUUACAAAAAAAGAUAUUUUUAAUGUUUUAAGUUUAGCUAUAUCAGAUCUUGUUUAUAUUAAAUCAGAAGAUAAAGAAUUUAAAUAUAUUGGUGAUAAAAAUACAAUAAUUUCAUCAACAGCCUACUCAAUUAUUAGAGAUGCACAGAUGCUUUUAUAUAUAUUUCAUUCUCUUCAUUUAUGGAAUCUUUAUGGUUUAUGUAAAUUAGAAGCUCUUGUAUUAUUAGUUAAAAUGGUUUCUGAUUGUAUAACAGAAAAUAAAUGUAUUUUUGCAAAAAAUAAUAAAGAUGAAAUUGUUAGAAAUAAUUUAAUUAGAACUAUUCUUGAUACAUAUUCCUCUGUAUCUAAUGAAAAAUUACCAGAAGAAGAAUUUUGGUGUAAUAAUAAUCCAAAUGAAAAUUUAAACAAUAUUUCAAUAAAUGAUCCUAUACCAACACCAACAAGUUUUAUUGAAAAUUCAAUAUAUCUUUUUAAAGAAUUAUGUACAUUAGAUGAUAAUUUUCCUGCAUUAUUUUCAUUAUGGAGAUUUUUAUUUAUGACACAUCCAGCAACAAAUUUUUGUUUUUAUAUCAAAGAACUUGGUCAUCCUUCAAAUUCAAUGGUUGAUUUUAAAGGAAGUAUUAAUCAUGUAAUAAAAAAUGGUGGAAAUAAUUGGAUUGAUUUUACUGAUUUUAAUGAACGUGUUAAUUUAGAAUUUCCAUUAGAAGAAACAAUAAUGUCAAAAUUAUUAAAUGAUUUUAUUAUAAAAUAUCGUAAUGAUAUAUGUCAAGGAACUAUUACACCAGAUAUGCUUGAAGAUAUCACUAAAUGUAGAGAAUUAUUACUUGGAAUAGAUGAAGAUCCUAAUACAAAACAAGAUGAUCCAAAAUUAUAUGAAGAUUAUAAAAAUUUAAUUAAUAAAAUUACUAAUCCAAAAAUUUGUCAAAAUGAAAUUGUUAAAGAAAUACCUUCUGAUACACCAAGAUGGAUGACAAAAUUAAGAUCAUUAAUAAUUGAAUUUUUAGCAUCUUCUUUUGUUAUUUGUUCUGAUAAUGUUAUGAUUCAAAUAUAUGAUGCAAUUCAUUGGUAUUCAAUACUUGUUCUUAGUUCAAGACAAACUGAUCCUGAUAUACAAACAAAUAUAUUUAUGUUAUUAUCAAAAUUUAUUUUUAGAUUACCUGAAGAUCUUAAAAUGGAAUUUAUAAAACAAGGUGGUUUUUAUAUUAUUGGUAGUCAAAUAAAUAAUUUAACUGUUAUAAAUAUAACAAUUAUUAAUUCAUUAUUUUCAUUGAUGUGUUUAGAAAGUGUUGAUAUUUCUCAAGGAUUAGAUGAAACUCAUGUUAAAAAUAUACCACCAAAUAAUAUGACAUUUGCCUCAUUUCCAGCAUUAUUUGCAUUACUAGAAAAGACAAGUGAAAUUGGUAAUGAAAUUGAUUUUAUUAGACUUAUUGGAGCUUUCAUGAAAUUAUUUCUUUCUAAUUCUAUGUUAAGACAAGUAAUGAUGGAAUGUGGUUUAAUGGAAUGUAUUUUUAAUGUUAUGAGAAAUAUGUUGAUAAGAAAAGAUUUAUAUAGAAUUGAUAAAAGUGACAAGUCAAGUCCUAAUAUUCUUCUCCUUGAAACAUUUGUUACAUUUUUAAGAUAUAUAGCUAUUAAUUCUAUACCAUAUGAUAAUACAAUAUUUUAUGAAAAAUGUAAAGGUUUUGCUUGGAAUUGUUUACUAUUAGAAUAUACUUUUCAGGGAUAUAUAUCAACAGCAACUUUACAAAAUGAAACAUUAAAUGAUGAAGAAAAAAUUGAAAAUGGAAAUAAUAUAACUUUAAUAUUAAAUGCUUCAAGAAAAUUACGUGAAUUAUUGUCAUCUUUUAUGAAAUGGUGGCUUGAAAGUAUAAGAGAAGUUUUUGGUGAUAAUUAUGUUAAUACUUCUGCAUCUGGUAGAACAUCACCAGAAGAUUUUAAUAUUAUUGAUGAUGAAGAAAGUAAAGAUAAUUUUGAAUUUAUACCUGAAAAUCCAACAUAUUUUACUUUUAUUGCUUUUAAACAUAAUAUAGAAAAUGGAAAAAAUGAAAAAUGUGUUUAUAGAUGGAAAUCACAAACAACACCAGAAUGUAUGGAAAAUUUAAGUGAAAGAUUAUUAUUUGCAUUGGAACUUUUGGCAAAAUAUUAUCUUUUUCAUGGAAAUAAUGGUGAACAAGGAAAUAGAGAUUACUUUAUACCUGCUGAAGAGCUAGAUUCAUUUAUUUUAAAUUUUCAAUUUAUGUAUUAUAUUUGGAUUCUUGGUAAUGAGUAUGAAACAUAUGGACCUACAAGAAAUAAAACAAGUCUUAUUAAAAGUGGUAGUGCUAAUUGGCAUAAAUUAUUAAUAAUGUGUAAACCAAAAGUAGGAAUAUUAAUUUUAAGAAUUUUAGCAUGUACACUUUGUAGUAUUGAUAAUAAAUUAUCACAAUGUAAAAAAAUUGAUAAUAUUAAUACAACUAUUCAUUUUGAAAGAAAACCACCAUUAAUUGCAAAACAAAUAAGAUUAAUUCAAAUAAUUGCUAAAGAUAUACCUGAUAAAAGGGAUUAUCUUAAAAAAUUAAUUGAUAUUGAUCUUGAUUUACAGUAUUGUUUAAAUAUUGGUAUUCAUGAAAUAGCAUUAUCAAAAGUACCAUUAUUUAAAGAACAUACUGAAUAUCAGGAGUUUAAUAAAAAUUUAUCAAAAAUUAUGGAUAUUUUAAAAUCUGUUAAUAUUAAAAGUCCUUUUAGUGAUUUAUCAAUAGAUUCUGCUGAAAAUUUAGUUAAUGAAGAAAUAUAUUGUUAUAAAUGUUAUAUAGGUUUAAAGAAAAAAUAUCUUUCUGAAUUAAGAUCAAAAGCAACAUUAUAUUAUGAUAGACUUCAAGUUUGUGUUUCACAAACAACAGAUUUUGCUUUUGCAAUAACACGAAUGGUUAAUGAAUAUCAUCAUGGUAUUAGAAAAUUAUUUGGUAAAUUUUUAGAAACUAUUUUAAAAAAUUUAUAUGAAGCAGAACAAAAUUUACUUAAUAUAUCAUCUUGUCUUACACAUCCUGAGGGUCCUGUUCAAAAAAUUGAAUGUUGGCCAAAAGGAUGGGCUUUAGAAAGAACUGAAAAUGGUUUAAGAGAAAGAAUUCGCCUAUGCCCAUAUGACUAUAAUUAUGAUGAAAGUUAUGUGUUAGAUGAACAAAAAUCAACAAUGAUAAAAGCAAAAACAAAACCAUUAUAUAAUUUACUUUUAAAUGAUAGAGUUGGUAAAGAUCAAAAUAAAAAAAAUGGUGUUUUACAAAGUUUUAAUCAAGCAGCUAUAUCAAUGGAUUAUGUUAAAAAUAUUGAUGAUGUUAGGCAAUCAGUUACAGUAACAGUUGUUAUGCCAAAUUUAGAAUGUUUUGGUGAAUUAAUAUUAGCUUCAAAUUGUAUCUAUUUCUUUGGUGAAUCUGCUAAAACUAGCCAAAAAGGUCUUGAAUGUGAUCCAUUUACAUUAUAUUUUGAAUGUUCUAAAAUUAAGGAGAUAUAUAAAAGACAAUAUCUUCUUAAAGAUACAGCAUUAGAAUUAUUUUUUACCGAUGGUGAAACAUUAUUAUUAUCUUUUGUAUCAAAAAAAGAAAGAGAACAUGCGUUAGAACAAAUAUUAUCAUUAGAAUUACCUAAUUUAAUUGUUAAUUUAGAGGGACAAUUAAAAAAUAUAACUCAAACAUGGAGACAAGGUAUUAUUACAACUUUUGAAUAUUUAAUGUUACUUAAUAAAUUAGCUGGUAGAAGUUAUAAUGAUUUGAUGCAAUAUCCUGUUUUUCCUUUUAUUCUUAGUGAUUAUACCUCAGAAACACUCAAUCUUAAUAAUCCUAAUUCAUAUAGAGUUCUCCAGAAACCUAUUGCUAUACAAGAUAAAAGUAAAGAAGAAUAUUACAUUAAUUAUUAUAAUGAUCUUGAUAAUGAAUAUAAAAGAUUUAAAUCAAAUUCUAAUUCUGAAACUAUAACUUUUACUGGGAUGCCAGUUAAGUUUGGUCCUUAUCAUUAUGGAUCACAUUACUCAAAUUCUGGAAUAAUAACACAUUUCUUAGUUAGAUUAUCACCUUUUACAUCAGUUGCUUUAGAAUAUCAAGAUAAUCAUUUUGAUAUUGCUGAUAGAUUAUUUAAUUCACUUGAAACAACAUGGGCACUUGCCUCCUCCAGAUCAACAACUGAUUUUAAAGAAUUAAUACCUGAAUUUUUUUAUUUUCCUGAAUUUUUAAUGAAUAAAAGUAAUUUAGAUCUUGGUGUAAGACAAGAUGGUGCUAGAGUUAAUAAUGUUGUAUUACCUCCAUGGGUACCAAAUAAUAAUGCUCGCCUUUUUACUCUAAUUCAUAGGCAGACUCUUGAAAGUUCAAUUGUCUCAGCAAAUUUACAUCUUUGGAUUGAUCUUAUAUUUGGAUAUAAACAAUCUGGUGAAGCAGCAGUUAAAGCUAUUAAUGUUUUUCAUCCAUUAACAUAUCGCUUUGGUACAAAUACAAGUAAAGCAGUUGCUAAUUUAAAUGUAAGUACAUUAGAAGAUGAUGCUGAAAGAGAUGAUGAUGUUAUUUUAAAAGUAGCAUUAAAAACAAUGAUUAAAACGUAUGGGCAAAUGCCAGCACAAUUAUUUUUAACAAGUCAUUUACCAAGAUUAAGUAAUACUAUAAGUUUAAAUCAAGUACCUAUUCCAUCACCAAUAUCAUCUGUUAGUGGUAUUAAAUGGGGUGAUUAUGUUGGUAGUCCAAAUUUUUUUAUAUCAGAAGAUUCACCAUAUAUUGUUAAAGGAAAACAUAAUACAAAACUUGAAGAUGGUAAAGAUAAUGAUAAAGAAGAUAAAAAAUUAAAUAAAAUAAUUUUAUAUGAAGCACCAUCAACAUUUGUUUCACCAGCUAUUGGUGUACCAGAUGGAAUAAUAUUAUUAAGACAACAUAAUGAUACAAAAAAAAGAUUAUUUUAUUCUAAAGAAUCUGAUAAUGAAGUGAUUGCAGCAGUUAAUUGGAAAAAUAAAGCAAAUGUACUUAGAAUUCGUUUCUUAGUUGGUUGUGGAUAUACAUCAGUAGGAAUAAAUAUAUCAAAAAAUUAUAAUAAUGAAGAAGGUUCACCAUGGCAAAAUUUUUGGCAUAUGGGUUAUGAAAUUCCAACUUGUGUAACAUACUCUACAUGUAACAAUAGAUUAUUUGUUGGUUUUAAAAGUGGUAUGAUUAAAAUAUUACAACUUAAUUUUGUUGAUAAAAGAUGUUAUGUAACAUGCCAUUAUAAUCAAUUAUUAGGACAUUAUUCACCUAUAACAUGCCUUUCAAUAUCAGAUAAUUAUAGUAUUAUAGUUUCAUCAUGUCAAAAUGGUUUUGUUAUAAUAUGGGAUAGUAAUAAAAAUACAUUUAUUAGAAAAGUUAAAUUUCCUGAGAAUGAUUAUAAAAAAAUACAAGAUAAUGGUGUUCAAUUAACAAUGAUAUCACAAACUUCUGGAGAUAUUGCUAUUGUGAGUAAUGGUAAACAAAAUAAAUCAUAUAAAAAUGAUAUUUCAUUAACAAAAAUAUAUCUUUUUACAAUAAAUGGAGAUUUAAUUGGUUCUAUUGAUUCUAAAUUUGCUGUUACAAGUAUAGGAAUGACAAAUCUUCCUGAAGGUAUAAGUGUUAACUCAUUGAUAAUUGGUUUAGAAAAUGGAAAAGUACAAAUGAUUGAAAUGUGGACAUUAAGUAUAAUAAGAGAAUUUAGUUAUGAGGAACAUCCUUAUCAUUCAUUAAAUAUUGAUCAAACAUAUGAACGAAAUAAUAAUACAAAUAUAAUUUUAAAUAGUGAAGUUGCUAGUGUUAUAUGUACAAAUUCAGGAAAACGUCUUUUUAUUGCUUAUAAUAAUGGGACAAUUUUAUGUUGGCAGGCUGGUGGGUAUUCAUAUAAAUUACCAUCUGUUGAAUAUCUUGAUUUAAAAUAUGACAUUCGUGAUUCUAGUAAUAUUGAUAUGAAUUAUAUGGAUAGUUAA
Messenger RNA from Strongyloides ratti, 10098 nucleotides. Its product is annotated as Mauve. Gene Ontology annotation, molecular function: protein kinase binding. Gene Ontology annotation, cellular component: cytosol; membrane. The record is from RefSeq and is a predicted model, not a curated record. NCBI's taxonomy places the organism in Eukaryota, Metazoa, Nematoda, Chromadorea, Rhabditida, Strongyloididae. The transcript is spliced from 3 exons. Gene Ontology annotation, biological process: intracellular protein localization. Bases 1 to 10098 code for a protein of 3365 amino acids.